This is a messenger RNA of Myripristis murdjan (pinecone soldierfish), 1308 nucleotides long. RefSeq names its product glycogenin 2 (gene gyg2). Gene Ontology annotation, molecular function: glycosyltransferase activity. The record is from RefSeq and is a predicted model, not a curated record. Lineage: Eukaryota; Metazoa; Chordata; Actinopteri; Holocentriformes; Holocentridae. The transcript has 9 exons. The coding region runs from base 1 to 1308 and encodes 435 amino acids.
AUGAGUGUGCUGUCGGCAGCUGAAAUGCGAGGGCAGGUUGUGAAGAUCCAGCAUACUGCUCUGAUCCUGGUACCUCUUUCUUGUCUGUCUCCAGCUGGCGAGGCCUUCGUUACCCUCGUCACCACAGAUGCCUACUGCAUGGGAGCGACUGUGGUGGCCCAGAGUUUACGGCGGCAUGGGACAACUCGCCGCAUCGUUGUCAUGGUUACGCCAAACGUCUCACAGGAACCACGACUUGCCCUUGAGAGGAUGUUUGAUGAGGUUGUCCUGGUAGAUGUAAUGGACAGCAGGGAUCAGGUUCGCCUGUCCUGGCUGCGACGUCCUGAGCUCGGAACCACCUUCACCAAGAUCCACUGCUGGACCCUCAUCCAGUACAGCAAGUGUGUCUUCCUGGAUGCUGACACACUUGUGCUGUGCAACGUGGACGAACUGUUUGAGAGAGAGGAGCUGUCUGCGGCCCCGGACCCUGGCUGGCCAGACUGCUUCAACUCCGGGGUGUUUGUCUUCCGACCCUCCUUGGACACGCACGCCAGGCUGCUGGAGCACGCCCAGAAGCACGGCAGCUUUGAUGGGGGAGACCAGGGACUCUUGAACUCGUUCUUUAAUAACUGGGCAGUGAAGGACAUCAGUAAACACCUGCCCUUUGUCUACAACCUCAGUGCCAACACAGUCUACACCUACCUCCCUGCUUUCCAACACUACGGCCACACAGCGAAGAUUGUCCAUUUCCAAGGAGCAGUUAAACCAUGGUGCUUCGGCUCCAGCGUCCAGGCGGAGGAGGGCCAAUCAGACACUUGUAUGGGACACUUUGUCACUCAGUGGUGGAAGGAGUACCUCUGCCAUGAAGCCCCUGUCCUGCCAAACAAACAGCCCAGCCAAGCCCAUGAGAAACCAUCACAGGAAGUACGAGCAUCCACAUCAGGGAACAUUGAGGUGAGAGAAGCCAGGAGGCCGUUCAGGGAAAACUUGGACAUCUCCAACUCGCUGCUGCCACAUUUCUCGUCACAAACUGAGACGCUCCGUUCACCGUCUGAACCCGAGGACACGUGUUCACAUCCAGAUACCACACAGCUGGAGGAGGAAGCAGCAAACCCUCAAGAGACGGAGGACCAGGGCCCACCUGUGGGUGCAGAGGGGUCGAAGGACAGUGGUGCCACCUCAGCCACCAACACAGAACCAUUGGCUGCUGAAGCCGAGGCAGAGCAGCAGCUGGAGCAUCGCAGGCUGUGGGAGGCCGGCCAGGCCGACUACCUGGGCAGAGACGCCUUUCAUAACAUUCAGAGGAAACUGGACCGCUUCCUGGAUUAG